AGCUUAGCUGUGUCUUUCAUUUUCUUUUCCAACGUGCAGACUGCGAAAACCUCCACCAAUCUCUCUCCCCCGAUUUAUCCAUGGCAGAAGAGGCAGUCGAAGUGAGAAUCCGAUCUCUCUCCUUCUUCUUCCCAAGAACCAGAAGCAUCACCUCUCAGCCUCUCCAAUGAUAUCUCAUUCGCAUCUCCUCUCUUUCUUCCCAACAACACUCCUCACCAAACCUUCUCUCGCCUCGUCCUCUCCUUCCCUCUCCUUUCCUUCUCUCUCCUCCUCCAUCUCCAUCUCCAUGUCCUCUUCUUUCUCUCCCAAUCCCACCACCACCAUUUCUCCUCUCUCCCUCUCCCUCUCCCUCUCCGAUCCCGAUCCAUCCAACUCAAUCCCUCCUCCUCCUCCUCCUCCACUCAGAAUCGCCAUCAUCGGAUUCGGCAACUACGGCCAAUUCCUCGCCGAAACCCUACUCUCCCAAGGCCACACCCUCCUCGCCCACUCCCGCUCCGACCACUCCGCCGCCGCCACCCGCCUCGGCGUCUCCUUCUUCACCACAGAUCUCCACGACCUCUGCGAACGCCACCCCGACGUCGUCCUCCUCUGCACCUCCAUCCUCUCCACCGAGUCCCUCCUCAAAACCCUCCCCUUCCAGAGUCUCCGCCGCAACACCCUCUUCGUCGACGUCCUCUCCGUCAAAGACUUCGCCAAAUCCCUCCUCCUCCGAUACGUCCCCCAACACUUCGACAUCCUCUGCACCCACCCCAUGUUCGGCCCCCAGAGCGCGGGCUCCAACCACGGAUCGUGGCGAGGUCUCCGCUUCGUCUACGACAGGGUCAGGAUCGGUGGUGAAGAUAAUAGAUCCAGAGUCUCGAGGUGCGAGAGUUUCCUCGGCGUGUUCGAGAGGCAAGGAUGCGAGAUGGUGGAGAUGAGCUGCGCAGAUCACGACCGCUACGCCGCGGGGUCGCAGUUCAUAACGCAUACGGUUGGUAGGGUUCUGGAGACGCUGAAGCUGGAGUCGACUCCGAUCAACACUAGAGGGUACGAGGCGUUGCUUGGUUUGGCUGAGAAUACACGUGGCGAUAGCUUUGAUCUGUACUACGGGUUGUUUGUUUAUAAUAACAACUCUUUGGAGAUGUUGGAGAGGUUGGAUUUGGCUUUUGAGUCGUUGCGUAAAGAGCUCUUCGGUCGGCUUCACGGUGUCGUGAGGAAGCAGUUGUUUGAAGGGGAGACACAGAAAGCUUCUUUGGAUAUGAUCAGAUCAAAAGACGUUGCUGCUGCUGCUUCCAAGUAUGAAUAUAAUAACACUGAUGAUGAUAGUUGGAGGCUUCUUAAGAUCGGUAUAGUCGGGUUUGGGAAUUUCGGACAGUUUCUAGCGAAAACGAUGGUCAAGCAGGGCCACGCUGUGUUGGCUUAUUCAAGAACGGACUACACCGACGCAGCUGCGGAGCUUGGCGUCUCGUAUUUUUCGGACAUUGAUGAUAUGUUUGAAGAGCAUCCCGAAGUUGUUCUUUUAUGUACGUCGAUCCUUUCGACUGAGAAAGUUCUCAAGUCGCUCUCGUUUCAGAGACUGAAGAGGAGCACGCUUUUUGUGGACGUGCUUUCUGUAAAAGAGUUCCCGAGGAAUGCCUUCCUUCAAACCCUCCCGCGAGAUUUUGAUAUUCUGUGUACGCAUCCCAUGUUUGGUCCGGAGAGCGGUAAAAAUGGAUGGGAAGGUCUUUCCUUUGUGUUUGAUAAGGUUAGGAUCGGGGCGGAUGAUAGAAGAGCGUCUAGGUGUGAUAGUUUUCUCGAUAUUUUUGCGCGUGAGGGAUGUUCUAUGGUUGAGAUGUCGUGUGCCGAGCAUGAUUGGCAUGCGGCUGGAUCGCAGUUUAUCACACACACGGUGGGAAGGGUUCUGGAGAAGCUGGGGUUGGAAUCUACUCCUGUCGAUACCAAGGGCUAUGAGACUUUGUUAAAACUGGUGGAGAAUACUGCUGGUGACAGCUUUGAUCUUUACUAUGGACUGUUUUUAUACAAUCCUAAUGCGAUGGAGCAGCUUGAGAGGUUCGGUUUUGCUUUCGAAUCAUUGAAGAAACAGCUCUUUGGACGACUGCACGGUCUUCUGCAUAAGCAGCUGUUUGGAAAUGAUAAGGAGACUCAAAUCAUGUUGGAGACGACUGGUUAGUCGACUUUCAGAUGAGCUAAUUUUCCUGAACCAUCUUCGGUAAACUAUAAAAUUACUUUUAAGUUAAUGUUCUCUCAGUUUGGCUCCUUGACUUUACCUCCAUCUUGAUGCCUUAAGUUCGAAACUGGUGUUCUUACUUGGGAGUGUUUUAAAAGGCUUUGGUGACUAUAAGUCUAUAAGCUUUUCUUGUAGCUUUGUUUGACCGUGUAUUGGUCUGUUGUAUCUUUUGUCAUUGGAGGUGGAUUCGCGGUUCCAACCA
Raphanus sativus (radish) is the source of this 2408-nucleotide messenger RNA. RefSeq names its product arogenate dehydrogenase 1, chloroplastic. Bases 167 to 2149 code for a protein of 660 amino acids. NCBI's taxonomy places the organism in Eukaryota, Viridiplantae, Streptophyta, Magnoliopsida, Brassicales, Brassicaceae. The record is from RefSeq and is a predicted model, not a curated record. The transcript is spliced from 2 exons. Gene Ontology annotation, biological process: L-tyrosine biosynthetic process. Gene Ontology annotation, molecular function: arogenate dehydrogenase (NADP+) activity; prephenate dehydrogenase (NADP+) activity; NAD+ binding.